AUGUCUUCCUCUGCCCACUUCCCUGACUCCCCAAGCUUCCAGCAGCAAUCAAACGACUUCAUCGCAUGGCUGGAAGCAAACCCAGGCGUCAACAUCAAUCCCAAGAUUGUUUUGGCUGAUCUCAGAUCAACUGGCGCAGGCCGAGGAGUUGUGGCUCGAAACAGUAUCUCUGAAGGUGAAGAACUCUUCUCGAUCCCGCGCUCGCUUAUCCUCGCCGUCCAGAACUCGGAGCUGAAGAGCCUGCUCGGUCAGGAUGUGGAUAGUCUGGGUCCGUGGCUAUCUCUGAUGCUAGUUAUGCUGUAUGAAUACCUGAAAGGUGCUCGCUCGAGAUGGGCAGCUUAUUUCCGUGUCUUUCCCUCUCGUUUUGAUACUCUGAUGUUCUGGUCGCCAGUGGAAUUGCAGGAGCUGCAGGCGAGUGCCAUUGUGGACAAGAUUGGCAAACAAGGAGCGGACAAUUCUAUUCUUGAGUCCAUUUUGCCUAUUAUUCAGGCCAACCCAACUCUAUUCCCACCUGUGAAUGGGCUUGCUUCAUAUGAAGGCGAGCAGGGAACUGCGGUGCUGCUGGAACUGGCACACGUGAUGGGUUCGCUGAUCAUGGCUUAUGCCUUUGACAUCGAAAAGGCGGAGGAUGACGAUGAUGAGAAUAACGAUGCUGAGGACGAGAGUUAUAUGACGGAUGACGAAGAUGAACAAGUGCCAAAAGGCAUGGUCCCUCUCGCUGAUCUGCUCAACGCCGAUGCUGACCGAAAUAACGCCCGUCUUUUCCAAGAAGAAGAGUGUCUGGUAAUGAAAGCCAUCAAGCCAAUCCAAGAGGGCGAGGAGAUUUUCAAUGACUACGGCGAAAUUCCACGUGCAGAUCUUCUUCGUCGGUACGGCUACGUAACUGACAAUUAUUCACAAUACGACGUGAUUGAGUUGUCCCUUGGAGAUUUCUGCCAGGCAGCUGGCCUUUCGAACAGCGAUGUCGAGUCUCAACCAAGACUGCAACUUCUUGAUGAAAACGACAUGCUGGAUGACGGCUAUGUCAUUCCAAGGCCAGCUGCCAGUGCUUCGUUGCAAGAUAUUCUGCCAGUUGAACUGGUUGUUCUCCUGACCACACUGUCGCUGGCACCAGAGGAAUUUGAGCAGCGCCGCUCUAAGAACAAGCCACCCAAGCCCUGCAUGGAUGCCAAUCAGGCUGGCCUUCUUUACAAGACUCUUCAAGCUAAACAGGCUCAGUACGGCUCAUCUAUUACUGAUGAUACACAGAUUCUGAUGGGUCUUGUUCCUCCAAAUGCCCCCGCCUCGCUCGAAGGAUCUGCUCGACGACAAAAAAUGGCUUUGCAAGUGCGCAUCGGCGAGAAAGAAGUUUUGCAAGCUGUCUUGGACAUGCUUGGGCCCGUCGCCUCGGGUUCUCUCAAGCGCAUGGCCAAUGGCGAUAGCACCGACCCGAGACAAUUCAAAGCUCAGCGUGUUUGA
Penicillium macrosclerotiorum is the source of this 1458-nucleotide messenger RNA. Its product is annotated as ribosomal lysine N-methyltransferase. Gene Ontology annotation, cellular component: nucleus. Gene Ontology annotation, molecular function: protein binding; protein-lysine N-methyltransferase activity. The transcript is spliced from 4 exons. Gene Ontology annotation, biological process: peptidyl-lysine monomethylation. The record is from RefSeq and is a predicted model, not a curated record. Bases 1 to 1458 code for a protein of 485 amino acids. Lineage: Eukaryota; Fungi; Ascomycota; Eurotiomycetes; Eurotiales; Aspergillaceae.